This is a messenger RNA of Oxyura jamaicensis (ruddy duck), 1027 nucleotides long. It is a transcript of the gene ACOT13, whose product is annotated as acyl-CoA thioesterase 13. The transcript is spliced from 3 exons. Lineage: Eukaryota; Metazoa; Chordata; Aves; Anseriformes; Anatidae. The record is from RefSeq and is a predicted model, not a curated record. The coding region runs from base 41 to 475 and encodes 144 amino acids. Gene Ontology annotation, molecular function: fatty acyl-CoA hydrolase activity.
AGCCGUUCCGGGCCGGGGACGAGCGGCGGCGGCGGGCGGGAUGACGGGCGGCGUGGGCUUGGCGGCCGAGGGCUUGCGGGAAGCCAUAAAGUACAUGGUGGAGUCGCAGGGCUUCGACAGGGUGCUCCGCAAGAUAAAACUUCUUUCUGCAACCCCGGGAAAAGUUGUAUGUGAAUUGAAAGUAGAGGAGGAACACACCAACAGAGGUGGCACGUUACACGGAGGCUUGACAGCCACGCUCGUGGAUGUGGUAUCCACAGCAGCGUUGCUGCACACGGAAAGAGCAGCGCCAGGGGUCAGCGUGGACAUGAACAUCACAUACACUUCAGCUGCUAAGAUUGGAGAAGAUGUACUGAUUACAGCUCAGAUUUUGAAGCAAGGAAGAAAUAUUGCAUUUGCCACUGUGGAUUUAACAAAUAAGGCAACAGGGAAGUUAAUUGCACAAGGAAGACAUACAAAGUAUCUAGGAAAUUAAUAAAAGUAACUUCAAAAAUAAGAAUGUUGGCUUAAGAAUCCCAUAUAGAAUGAUUUUCACACUUAUGUAAUAAGACAUUAUCUACACAAUUUUGAUCACCUAUAUAACGUGAGUUGUCGCAGUCUCACAAUAAACGAACAAAUUCAUUAUCAAAGUUGCUAAAAGCCUCAAAUUGGUGUCUAUUCGGGGAUGAAAAAUAGAACAUGAUAGCAUGGAGAUGCAUCUGUUUGGGUGUUGUUCAUGGGGGGCAAGGUAACACAAAAAGCCUUUGGAAGAGCAGUGUGGUUUGCCAGCAUGACAGUGUUAAGAGAUCUGUUCUCCUGUGACUGUGGUACAGUUGUGUGACUAAGCAGCUCUGUCUUCAGGCUGGUCACAAGCACAUUUGAACAACGCUAACGCAUGCCUACAAAGUAUUUGUUCUGUAGGAUGGUGAUAGAGUUCUAUAAGCAUAACAUGAGACUGGUUGGAAAGCGUAAAGCAAGGUAAUGCUGAAUGUAAUUUACUGCUGCUGUAACAAAUUCAAAAGUAUUCAAUAAAGCUUUCUAAAGCAAC